CCUCGUCUGGUUGGAAUGAGCCGUUGGAAGUUCUGAGUUAAAGUGAAUUAGAGUAAUGAAGCUCAUGUGAGUGCUGGGAGGGACGAGUACAGUAACGGAGCCGAAACCUUCACGUCCAACCUGACCUGCACAGAUCUUCUUCAGGACUGAAUCAAAUCUGGACGUUUUUGAGUCGUUCAGAAGUUUGGACGCCCCACCGGACGCCCCUUUAGCAGGUUUAUGGUGUGUGUUUGGGUUUUGCGUAAUCCCUCUGUUACAAGUUAAUUAUUCAGCAGAGAGAGAGAGACAGAGAGAGAGAGACAGAGAGAGAGAGACGGGUCACACUCACUCCGUACCUGAGACUCACUCACUCGCCUCCUUCUUUUGGGUAAGAACACUCUCUCUGUGUGUGUGUGUGUGUGUGUGUGAGAGAGUGUAUGCUGGUGUGUGUGAGUGUGUGUGAGUGUACGCUGGUGUGUGUGAGUGUACGCUGGUGUGUUUGUGUGUGUGUGUGUGUGUGAGUGUGUGUGAGUGUGUGUGAGUGUAAGUUGGUGUGUUUGAGAGUAAGUUGGUGUGUUUGAGAGUGUGUGUAAGUUGGAGUGUGUGUGUGUGUGUGUACGCUGGUGUGUGUGAGUGUACGCUGGUGUGUGUGUGUGUUUGUGUGUGUGUGUGUGUGUGUGAGUGUGUGUGAGUGUAAGUUGGUGUGUUUGAGAGUGUGUGUAAGUUGGAGUGUGUGUGUGUACGCUGGUGUGUGUGAGUGUACGCCGGUGUGUGUGCAUGUAUGUUGUUGUAGUUGGUGUGUGUGUGUUGUAAUGGGCAGUGAUAGCUCAGUGGUUAAGGUACUGGACUAGUAAACAGAAGGUUGCCGGUUCAAGCCCCACCACCACCAAGUUGCCACUGUUGGGUCCCUGAGCGAGGCCCUUAACCCUCAAUUGCUCAUCAUGUUCAGCUCAUUGUGUUUCUGAGCUUCUGUAAUGGAAAAGAUUCACCAAAGCCCUAAAAGUCCACCCAGACAGAGGUUGACCCUGUGUGUACUCAGUGCAGCGUUUUUUGGAGCUCUCGGUUCCUCUUUCCUGUACGGAUACAACCUGUCUGUGGUGAACGCUCCUGCUCAGGAUAUUAAAGCGUUCUAUAACCGGACGUGGCUGCAGCGGUAUGAUGAGGCGGUCACUCUGGACACGCUGACCCUCCUCUGGUCGGUGACGGUCUCCAUAUUUGCAGUGGGGGGCCUGAUGGGGGCGCUCACGGUCCCCUUCCUCAUUAAGGUUUUGGGCAGGAAGGGCACGCUGCUGGCCAAUAACGUGCUGGCGUUGCUCUCUGCUCUCCUCAUGGCGCUGGGGGAGAGGGCGGGGUCGUUUGAGAUGCUCAUCAUUGGCCGGUUCAUUGUUGGAAUGGAUUCAGGUGUGUCUCUGAGCGCCCUGCCCAUGUACCUGGGUGAGAUCUCCCCCCGGCAGCACCGCGGCUCUGUCGGUCAGUUUAACGCCGUCUUCAUCUGCCUCGGCGUCUUCACCGGUCAGCUGCUCGGCCUGCCUGAGAUAUUAGGACACAAGAGCCGGUGGAACUUCCUGUUUGCGUUUAUUGCGCUUCCUGCCGUCCUGCAGUUGUGUGUGUUGCCGUUUUUGCCGGAGUCUCCGCGGUUCCUGCUGAUGGAGCGACGAGAUCAAACUGGAGCUGAGAAAGCGUUCCAGUUGUUGUUGGGGAGGGCGGAUGUGAGUUCGGAGAUGGAUGAGGUGUACGCAGAGAUCAGAGCUCAGAACACUCAGAGUUCCGUGUCGUUUCUGCGUCUCUUCACUGAUCCGUCCGUCCGCUGGCAGCUCGUCUCCGUCAUCGUCAUCAUGAGCAGCUACCAGCUCUGCGGCCUCAACGUGAUCUGGUAUUACACUAACGGGAUCUUCGAGGGUGCAGGAUUUGAUAAGAGCACCAUUCCCUACGUCACCCUCAGUACAGGAUUCAUCGAGACCCUGGCCGCCAUCAUAUCGGGGUUGGUGAUAGAGAAGGUUGGCCGGAAGCCCCUGCUGAUUUUCGGGUUUGCAGCGAUGGCCGUGUGUUACAGUCUCCUCACUGUGUUCCUGCACCUGCAGGACAGGUACUCCUGGAUGCCGUACCUGAGCUUCGUCUCCAUCCUGGCACUUAUCGCCUCCUUCUGCUCCGGUCCGGGUGGGAUUCCCUUUAUUCUGACGGGUGAGAUUUUUGAACAGUCCUAUCGUCCUUCUGCUUUCUUGGUGGCUGGAAUCGUGAACUGGUUGGCGAAUUUCAUUGUGGGUCUCAUCUUUCCCUUCAUACAGGAGUCCCUGCAGAACUACGCCUUCCUGGUGUUCGUGGGGGGGUGUGUUUCCGCGGCGAUCUACCUCGUUGUCGUUCUGCCUGAAACUAAGAACAAAACCUUCGUGCAGAUCAGCCAGAGCUUUGCUAAAAUCAACAAGGUCCCUCAGAACUUGGACCAGGACCUGGCGGAGCAGGAGAUGGAGGACGUUCUCCACAUCCAACCCAGGAUGGUACAGAAGAGCGACGGGGGUGAGGCGGAGAACCCGGAGAACCUGAAGGUUCAGCACAGUCACGAACGCCAAGAGGAAAACGGGGAGGUGAAGAACCACACGUCCUUCUGAUACACACACACACACACACGUCCUUCUGAUACACACACACACACACGUCCUUCUGAUACACACACACACACACACGUCCUUCUGAUACACACACACACACACACGUCCUUCUGAUACACACACACACACACACGUCCUUCUGAUACACACACACACACACGUCCUUCUGAUACACACACACACACACGUCCUUCUGAUACACACACACACACACGUCCUUCUGAUACACACACACACACACACGUCCUUCUGAUACACACACACACACACACGUCCUUCUGAUACACACACACACACACACGUCCUUCUGAUACACACACACACACACACGUCCUUCUGAUACACACACACACACACGUCCUUCUGAUACACACACACACACACACGUCCUUCUGAUACACACACACACACACACGUCCUUCUGAUACACACACACACACACACGUCCUUCUGAUACACACACACACACACACGUCCUUCUGAUACACACACACACACACGUCCUUCUGAUACACACACACACACACGUCCUUCUGAUACACACACACACACGUCCUUCUGAUACACACACACACACACACGUCCUUCUGAUACACACACACACACACACGUCCUUCUGAUACACACACACACACACACGUCCUUCUGAUACACACACACACACACACGUCCUUCUGAUACACACACACACACACGUCCUUCUGAUACACACACACACACACGUCCUUCUGAUACACACACACACACACACGUCCUUCUGAUACACACACACACACACACGUCCUUCUGAUACACACACACACACACACGUCCUUCUGAUACACACACACACACACACGUCCUUCUGAUACACACACACACACACGUCCUUCUGAUACACACACACACACACACGUCCUUCUGAUACACACACACACACACACGUCCUUCUGAUACACACACACACACACACGUCCUUCUGAUACACACACACACACACACGUCCUUCUGAUACACACACACACACACACACACACGUCCUUCUGAUACACACACACACACACACGUCCUUCUGAUACACACACACACACACACGUCCUUCUGAUACACACACACACACACACACACACGUCCUUCUGAUACACACACACACACACACACACACACACGUCCUUCUGAUACACACACACACACACACGUCCUUCUGAUACACACACACACACACACACACACGUCCUUCUGAUACACACACACACACACGUCCUUCUGAUACACACACACACACACACACACACACACGUCCUUCUGAUACACACACACACACACGUCCUUCUGAUACACACACACACACACACGUCCUUCUGAUACACACACACACACACGUCCUUCUGAUACACACACACACACACACGUCCUUCUGAUACACACACACACACACACGUCCUUCUGAUACACACACACACACACACGUCCUUCUGAUACACACACACACACACACGUCCUUCUGAUACACACACACACACACACGUCCUUCUGAUACACACACACACACACACGUCCUUCUGAUACACACACACACACACACACACACACGUCCUUCUGAUACACACACACACACACACGUCCUUCUGAUACACACACACACACACACACACACGUCCUUCUGAUACACACACACACACACGUCCUUCUGAUACACACACACACACACACACACACACGUCCUUCUGAUACACACACACACACACGUCCUUCUGAUACACACACACACACACACACACACACACGUCCUUCUGAUACACACACACACACACACACACACGUCCUUCUGAUACACACACACACACACACACACACACACGUCCUUCUGAUACACACACACACACACACGUCCUUCUGAUACACACACACACACACACACACACACACACGUCCUUCUGAUACACACACACACACACACACACACGUCCUUCUGAUACACACACACACACACACACACACGUCCUUCUGAUACACACACACACACACGUCCUUCUGAUACACACACACACACACACACACACACGUCCUUCUGAUACACACACACACACACACGUCCUUCUGAUACACACACACACACACACACACACGUCCUUCUGAUACACACACACACACACACACACACGUCCUUCUGAUACACACACACACACACACACACACGUCCUUCUGAUACACACACACACACACACACACACACGUCCUUCUGAUACACACACACACACACGUCCUUCUGAUACACACACACACACACACACACACGUCCUUCUGAUACACACACACACACACGUCCUUCUGAUACACACACACACACACACACACACGUCCUUCUGAUACACACACACACACACACACGUCCUUCUGAUACACACACACACACACACACACACACGUCCUUCUGAUACACACACACACACACGUCCUUCUGAUACACACACACACACACACACACACACACGUCCUUCUGAUACACACACACACACACGUCCUUCUGAUACACACACACACACACACACACACACGUCCUUCUGAUACACACACACACACACACACACACGUCCUUCUGAUACACACACACACACACGUCCUUCUGAUACACACACACACACACACACACGUCCUUCUGAUACACACACACACACACGUCCUUCUGAUACACACACACACACACACGUCCUUCUGAUACACACACACACACACACGUCCUUCUGAUACACACACACACACACAAACGUCCUUCUGAUACACACACACACACACACGUCCUUCUGAUACACACACACACACACGUCCUUCUGAUACACACACACACACACAAACGUCCUUCUGAUACACACACACACACGUCCUUCUGAUACACACACACACACGUGCUUCUGAUACACACACUUACACACACACCCUCCCUGAAUUACCCAGAGGUGCACCACAUGUGUGUGUGUUUGUGUGUGUGUGCACCUCAGUCCAGGAGAACCCACAGAGAUGCUCCACAUCUCUUACCAGGUUCUGGUAAACGUCCAUAUAUGGACAUCAUUUCCUCUGUACUUUUGUGUAUAUAUAAUCAAACACACCCAUAUUUCCAUAUUUGGACUUAUUGACACACCCACAUUUGCCCUAUAUGGACACUAUGCUGACAGUUUCUCACGCGGCCUCUUUAAUGAUCAUGAACCUAAAUUUCAUCCCUAAAUUCAGUGACACUUUUUUUUUUCCUUGUAAGGACUAUAUGACAUGAACAUAUUUGGUCAGUGAGACCUUCUAUUUUCCAUCUAUGGACUUACACAAUUGUAUUUCUUUAUAUGGACAAUAUGACAUGCCCAUAUAUGGUUAAUGAGACAUUCCAUUUUCCAUAUAUGGACUCAGUGACACGCCUUUACUUCCUUAUAUGGACUUAAUAAUAAAAAUGCUCAGAAUUCCAUGUUCGUGAACACAAACACGGGUUUCAGUGUAAGGCAGCAGUGCAUUCUGGGUAAUCUGAGGCCCCUAGAAAUGUUUAUUAUUAAUAUCGUCGUUAUUAUUUUUAUACAUGUAAAAGUUUUGUAAUAAUUCUUUAUAAAUUUACUGAUUUAUAUUUUCAGUCAGUUAUUAAACACCAACACAAACA
Trichomycterus rosablanca is the source of this 6201-nucleotide messenger RNA. It is a transcript of the gene slc2a9l2, whose product is annotated as solute carrier family 2 member 9, like 2. Gene Ontology annotation, molecular function: hexose transmembrane transporter activity. NCBI's taxonomy places the organism in Eukaryota, Metazoa, Chordata, Actinopteri, Siluriformes, Trichomycteridae. The record is from RefSeq and is a predicted model, not a curated record. Gene Ontology annotation, cellular component: plasma membrane. The coding region runs from base 954 to 2585 and encodes 543 amino acids. Gene Ontology annotation, biological process: monosaccharide transmembrane transport. The transcript is spliced from 16 exons.